GGGGAGGAAAGAGCAGGGAGGGAGUUGUUGGCGAUGUUGGCGGAGUGCGAUGUGGCGGAAAAUUUGACGAAGGCGCUCCGGCCGGAUUCAGCGACAGAGUCGAUCGUUACGUCCUAUCAAGUCGACGCAUUGCGCGCGUUACGCCGCUUAUCCACCUGCGAGGCAUGCGUUGAGCGGAUGCUUGGAGCCGGAACAUUCGAACUCCUCAUCUCCACAACCCACUUCACAUCCCACUCCUCCUCAACGUGCGCCAUCAUCGUCGAAAUACUGUGGAACGCGCUAGAGACGCAUCACGGGACACGGGUUGCCGACGUUCUUUCCACCGAGCAGGGCGUGCUGGAUACACUAUGGCGGCUGCUGAUUAGGGAAAACCCCAUGGGGACUGGGAAAGGCGAGGAAGAGCCCGGGAUGUGGUUUAUUGCGCAGAAGGAGAUGUUUGCGUUGCUGGAGAGGUUUUUGGAGGAUGGAUUAUUGGAUUUUGUUUUGGACCAUCUUUCUUUCACCGACCUCCCGCCUUCGAUCGGGUGUUGGUCCUUGCGGCAUCUCAAGGGGCUUCAGAUGCAGGCCCUCACAAUCCUCCAACACAUCCUCACCUCCACCCUCCGUCCCUUCCACGCCCACCCGACACUGCACACCACCCUCCUCUCGUUCCUCGCGCAGGCCCUCGAGCAAGACCCACCGACGCGAUGCCCCCACGACAACGGCGGCAACGCGACGUCGGAGUAUGUGGGUCUGGUCCCGGGCGUGCUGCGGACGCUGGUGCUGAUGUGCGAGAGCGAGGGGAGGAAUUGCGGGGUGUUGGGCGAGAAGGGUAUUUUUGAGAUAUUGCUUGAUAUCCUGAACCAUACACCCGCACUUCCGCACCCCACCCGCACCACCACCCUCACCCUCCUCACCACGCUCCUCACGCCCCUCCCAAACCGCCACAUCUUCGCCUCCCACCCCCACGCCAUCCCCACCCUCUUCACCCACCUCCCCCUCACCCCCCUCGGGGCCCUAACGACUCUCUGGGCCUCCCUCCCACCCUCCCUGAACGCCAUCCUCGCGCACGACGGGAUUCAGAAGGUGCUGGACACGCUGGUGUGUGUGGGUGAUUGGGAACGGUUAGGGGCCGGGUUGGGGUUCUUGUGUGACGUGUGCGAGGUGGAGGGGUGCAGACGUGUUGUGAGGAUGUGGCGGGAUGGGGAGGGGAGGGGGGUUGUGGGGUGGCUUGUGGGGCUUUGGAGGGGGGUCGAGGGGGAGUUGGGGGUGCCACAGGGCCCGCAAGGCUCGCUCGUGAUCUCCACCCUCCCUCCCAGCCCGGGCACGACCACCCCGCUGAUCCGCAACCCGCUCACCGGCACGCGCACCGUCAAACCGCUCGCGCACCAGCACCACGAGCCGGCGCUCCAGGACGAUUUCACGGAGGAGUUGGAGGAGGUCGGGUGGAAUCUGCGGGCGAAAGUCUGGGCGUUGGUGCAGUAUCUCGGUCCCCCGGGUCUGGAUGCGAAUGGGACUCAUCGGGAGGGUGCGGAGGAUCCCGACGCGGACGGCGCCGAAGACCUGACCCCCGAAGACAAAGUCAAACUCGUCCUGAUCAACAGCUACCCGACCUUCAAGCACCACCUCCUCCUGCGCACGCUGCACACCUCGCUCUACAAAUCCAACAUCGCCCCCACGGCCCCCGACCGCGCCGUCCUGGCAGCCUCCGAGCGCAUCCUGCUCUCCAAGAUCCACGCCAUCCACGCCGAGCAGCAGCGGAUCAUCGCAAAGCAUGUCGAGAGGGUGCAGAGGGAGGAAAGGGAGUUUUGGGGGAUGGUGAAGGGGGCGGUGGGGCUGAUGGGUGUGCAGGAGGGGUGUAGGCCGAGGUUGAGGAUGGAGGAGAAGUUGGGGAGGGAGUGGAGGGCUGUUAGGGCGGGGAGGGUUAGGAUUGGGAGAGAGGGAGGAGGUGUCGGGGAACGGAGUGUGUUGGAGAGGGGCGAUGCGAGGGAGGGGAGUCGGGUUUUGGUGGGAUUGGAGUAGCGAAAAGUCUUUUUGGGGAGCGGACCAUGGGACACUGUUUUUUUGGGGAACGUACUGUACUGUGAUAUGGAGCUUUUUGGGGAUGUUACAUUACCAGUAAUGAUAGGAACAC
Molecule: messenger RNA, 2113 nt
Organism: Fimicolochytrium jonesii
Lineage: Eukaryota; Fungi; Chytridiomycota; Chytridiomycetes; Spizellomycetales; Powellomycetaceae
Exons: 10
Coding region: 34-2001 (655 amino acids)
Source: RefSeq, a predicted model, not a curated record